GGAAAACGCACAUUUUUGCAGCAAAUGUAACAAAUAAAUUGCUCUGCAUGUAGUGUAAGAUUUGGAAAACGAUCUGAUUGGUAACGUCGUUGCUGCCAUACCAUAAUGCCUGAGAGAAAGCAUACAGACUUCAGGAACCAAGUCGUUAGGAACAAACGGUGCGGUGAACCGUUUGUUUUAUUGAUGGUUAUGUAAGUUAUAGUCAGGUACUAAUUUGCUCUCCGUUGUCUCUGCUCGACCUGCGAUAUCGAAGAGGAGAUUAGGAUGAACCAAUCGCUGACUGACUUUUCACGCUGACUUGUCUCUCAAGUGUAUGUUCAGCUUUCGCCCGGACAACAACUGAGAUCACUGCACCUCUGGGAAUACGAUACCCAGUGGCAGGUCGUGGCCACGUCUCAAAGCCAUUCUUUGAACAGACGAGCUCUCCCCUGGAUUUGGGUGCUUUUGCAAACCGGGAGUUAACCAGGUGCACCGCAAGAGCACUCGUCUGAAACUCCGGAACAUUGAUCUCAGUUUCUUUCCUUUGUCCAAAGCCACGGUCCUUUCCCAACACGUACGCCAAGAGCAUUGUGUGCCCAGAGCCGGUAGUGGCUGAGGAUCUGUCUCUGCUUCGCGACGGACAGUAGAGAGGGAACUUGCUGGGGGCGACAUAGCUCAGGAGCAUGCCCCGCUGCAGGUUGACGGCCCCGGCCCUGGUGACGCUGGUGCUCCUGCAGGGCGUCACCGUGGUGCUCCUCUUCGGCUGGUACGGGCGCCUGCUCCCGUCGGCCAAGCCGCCGCCCGCCGAGGGCAAGGUGCACGUGCUGCUCCUGUCGUCGUGGCGCUCGGGCUCCUCCUUCCUGGGCCAGGUGUUCAGCCAGCACCCGGACGUCUUCUACCUGAUGGAGCCGGGCUGGCACGUGUGGACCACGCUGCGGCAGCCCGGCGCCUGGGCGCUGCGCAUGGCGGUGCGCGACCUGGUGCGCAGCGUCUUCCAGUGCGACCUGUCGGUGCUGGAGUCGUACACGCCGGCGCAGCGCAACGUGUCGCACCUGUUCAUGUGGAGCCACAGCCGCGCCCUCUGCUCGCCGCCCGCCUGCCCGCUGACGCCGCGCGACGCCUUCAGCAACGAGACGGAGUGCAAGCGGCGCUGCGACGCGCGCGGCCUGGGCGGGGCCGAGCGCGCCUGCCGCAGCUACUCGCACGUGGUGCUGAAGGAGGUGCGCUUCUUCGACCUGGAGCCCCUCUACCCGCUGCUGCGCGACCCGGCGCUGGACGUGCGCGUGGUGCACCUGGUGCGGGACCCGCGGGCGGUGGCGCGCUCCCGCGACCAGUCGGCCAAGGCGCUGACGCGGGACAACGCGCUGGUGCUGGAGCGGGGCGACGCGGCGGUGGCCGACCCGCAGUACCGCGUGCUGCAGGAGGUGUGCCGGAGCCACGUGCGCAUCCACGAGACGGCGGCGCUCAGGCCGCCCGACUUCCUGCGCGGCCGCUACCGGCUGGUGCGCUACGAGGACGUGGUGCGCGACCCGCUGGCCGAGAUCCGCGCCGUCUACGACUUCGCCGGGCUGCGCAUGAGCGAGCGCCUGCGCGACUGGAUCUACCGCGUGACGCACGGCAAGGGCAAGGGCACGCGCAAGGAGGCCUUCCAGAUCACCGAGCGCAACGCCGCCGACGUCUCGCAGGCCUGGCGCUCCGCCCUGCCCCACGCCAAGGUGCGGCGCAUCCAGGAGCUCUGCCGCGGCGCCAUGGACGUCCUGGGCUACCGGCCCGUGGAGAGCGAGGCGGAGCAGAGGCAGCUGGACCUGGACCUGCUGCUGCCCCGGCAGGGCUACCGCUUCAGCUGGCUCCCGCCCAAGACCGGCCCGCCGCCCCCGCCCCCCGGGGAGUGAAAGGGUUGGGGGGGAUUGAGUGGGGGUGGGGGUGGGGAGAGGGGGUUGUGUGAGUGGGGGGAGAGAGAGGGGGUGACGGGGUAUUUUGCCGAACUUGAAUUUUCGUUCUUUCUGUGGGGCGUCUGUGAAGAACGCUGCGUGCCACCUGCAUGUGGUCUGACUCGAUCUGUGUGUGUGUGUGUGUGUGUGUGUGUGUGUGUGUGUGUGUGUGUGUGUGUGUGUCUGUGUCUGUGUCUGUGUGUCUGUGUGUCUGUGUGUCUGUGUGUGGUUGUGUGACACCCUACGGUAGAAUGUCUCCUGCCCUUUGUGAUCCUCCUGGGUGCUGCUGGUAGGAUGUGGGGCCCCCUGGUGGAGAAGGUGUGAGUAGCAAACUGCAGUGCAGCCUACUCAGCACUGGUGUCAGGUCCAGUGAGUUUCCAAGGCAACCAAAUACUCUAUCAACGGGACACAGUGUAUCUGUGAUGUCAUACCUGUCUCUGGGGGGGGGUCAGGGGCGAAGGGGCGUGGCAGUAAUAAAACAUUUAAUCAUUAGGAUGAGAGUGGGUGAUGACUAGAGGGAUUUGAUCAUUAGGAAGGAGGCGUGUCCGGCCUCGUUUACAGGGACACGGGGGAGGUUAAGAGCGGGGGGGGGAAGGGGGGGUCCUGCGGUGGAUUUGUGUCCUGGUCUAUUUAUAGAGGGUGUAGAGUGAGGGGAAGUGGGUGGGGCUGGUGCUGGGUUAAUUUCACAACAGCUCUAUAUGUCACGGUGGAACCUCUGGACACACACCCCCCCCACCUCCUCUGCCCCGCCCUCUAAAAACUUACCAUCAAAGCAAUUGGUCUUUCACUGACCCCAUCCCCCUCCUGUCUGACACACCCUGACCUCACAGCCCUGGAUAAAUACAUGUAUGUGCGUGUGUGUGUUUGUGUGCAUGUGUUGUAAUUACACGUGUCAAUGUGGUUACACUGUCUUCCCAUAUUGACAGUGAUACCAAUAUGGAAAGUGAUUUGAAGGAAUUGAAGUCAAUGGUAUUUAUGGGUAAUGAAGGGUCUACCAUGGUGGAUGCUGGGAUUUGUGGAUAAGCCACAAACCGGCGAUGUUUUGGCGAUGAGGUACUGUAGGCGACCCCUCUUCUGGGGUGUCAGCUGCAUUUUGUCAUUUCAAGACCGUCAGGUCCGAACAAGUCAACCAAAACUUUUGUUACCAGUCAUUACUGGCUGUUGUAAAAAAAAAAAAAAAAAAAAACCAAGACGAACAAAUAUUUCCAUUUUCUUUACCACAGUGCUUUUUGAAAAAUACACACCUUGACUGAAAUAUUGUACAAUUUUUUGGAAGGAACGAUGUGUGAAGUUAACUUAAGGCAGCCAAGUGAGCGAGAUGUGUGUUUCGUGAAUGUAUAGACUGAAGAAGACUUUGUACGAGAACACGUGUUGGCACAGGCUGACCCGUUUUCGCGCUGGUAAUGCUUCCCUCGUGUUUUCUCCAUAAGUCCCACCCGCUGUUACAUUCCAGUCAGAAAGGGGUCCAUGUGGGAGACGUUAAGGGCCCAGGACGGGGUACUGCAUGGGGGUGGGGGGGCGGAACGCUCUCCAUUUUCGGGGGUGUGUGUGUGUCAGCGCGUGUCGGGCGAGGAGGAACGGCACGUGCGACCCGCGGGCCCGGAGCCGCGUGCGAGCGCGUGAGCCUCCUCGACAGGAAGUGACCUCGCCCCCCCCGGAGAGCCGGGACGAAAGGCUGCCGUCGGCUUUCCGCGACGAGGACGAAAGGCGGCGGCUCGGCGAGCCCGAUUGGACGUUGGCCCUUUGCGUCCACACCGAGGGCCUCUCUUCUGAUAAGGGCGGGAGACGCGCUCCCGUUGCGCCCCUCACGCUGCAGGGCUACGCGCUGCACGUGCUCGGCACCUGGCUCUCCUCUCCAGCGCGCCAGCGCCUCGGUGCUGCAGCGAUCCCUCUCAAACUGACAGAAACCUGUUCCUCCUUUAAGCUGCCGAGGCAGUGAUGCGUGGAGGAGGCUUAACUGUUCUGACUGGUUAUGCGUGUAGAAUGUAAUAUUCACCGGAGUGUGCUAUUUAUUGUUUGGAGAUUCGUGUAUGCUGUAUGAAGCGCUUUCCUUUUUUCAGUUUUACCGUUCUUCCCCUUUAAAUGCCGGUCUGCCAGGCGCCGCUUUCUCUAAAUGCCAGUCUGCCCAACACGGCUUUCUCUGAAUGCCAGUCUGCCAGGCGCUGCUUUCUCUAAAUGCCAGUCUGCCAGGCAUUGCUUUCUCUAAAUGCCAGUCUGCCAGGCGCUGCUUUCUCUAAAUGCCAGUCUGCCUAGUGCUGCUUCCUUUAAAUGCCAGUCUACCCAGUUCUGCUUUCUCUAAAUACCAGUCUGCCUAGUGCUGCUUCCUUUAAAUGCCAGUCUACCCAGUUCUGCUUUCUCUAAAUACCAGUCUGCCUAGUGCUGCUUCCUUUAAAUGCCAGUCUGCCUAGUGCUGCUUUCUCUAAAUGCCAGUCUGCCUAGUGCUGGUACUGGUUCUCCAGGUAUUAUUUGCAUGUCACAUUUUACUGUUCUGUAGCCGUAAGGACGUACAGCUUCUUAGUCACUGUGAAUAUCCAUGCUGGAAUCAUUAGCCAUGUGUCUUUUUGCACGUGUAAUUUACUACCAAGCAGCAGAUUUGACUGCAAGUUGGACUCUUGAUGCACCGGUUUGAGCUGGUUUAACACCACGACUCAUCUAUAGUCACGUGACCAAGUCUGCCUGUCUGCCAGCUCUAGUAACACACAGCUUGAUGUCCAAUAAUAAUAAUCUCCAGAGAUUCCAGCAUCAAAAAUGGUACACAACGUUUUAUGUAUAAUUUUACACUUUUUUUGUUUUGAUUGGGAUUACGUUGCAAUAAAUGUCUUGAUUUA
This is a messenger RNA of Anguilla rostrata (American eel), 4738 nucleotides long. RefSeq names its product carbohydrate sulfotransferase 6 (gene chst6). Gene Ontology annotation, biological process: carbohydrate metabolic process; sulfur compound metabolic process; N-acetylglucosamine metabolic process. The record is from RefSeq and is a predicted model, not a curated record. The coding region runs from base 663 to 1871 and encodes 402 amino acids. Gene Ontology annotation, molecular function: N-acetylglucosamine 6-O-sulfotransferase activity. The transcript is spliced from 5 exons. Lineage: Eukaryota; Metazoa; Chordata; Actinopteri; Anguilliformes; Anguillidae. Gene Ontology annotation, cellular component: Golgi membrane; trans-Golgi network.